AUGGAUUUCAUGGGUUUCACGCCUUCGUACCAAAUUGGUCACUCGAUGGAAAACUUAAGCAAACUUUCGGCUGAAGAUGAUCCUCACAGCACAAGGAAGCUUGAACCUUCAGCUGACGAGAAGGGCAAAGGCAGCAACCAAACGAUAGAGGAAAGUAAUCUGUCAUUUGAAUCCCAGACACAUGAUUCAUCUGGCUCCAGUCAGAAGGUUACAAACACAGUUUCUUCACCCAUUAACAGUGAUGCCGUGUCACCCAAACUUGAAAUGGAACCCUCAGAGUCUGAUAUCAUGAACAACGAUAGCAACCAAAGCAUGGAAAAAGGCAGUACUUCAUUCGAAUCCCAGACACAUGAUUCAUCUGGCUCCAGUCAGGAGGUUACAAACACAGUUUCCUCACCCAUUAACAGUGAUGCCGUGUCACCCAAACUUGAAAUGGAACCCUCAGAGUCUGAUAUCAUGAACAACGAUAGCAACCAAAGCAUGGAAAAAGGCAGUACUUCAUUCGAAUCCCAGACACAUGAUUCAUCUGGCUCCAGUCAGGAGGUUACAAACACAGUUUCUUCACCCAUUAACAGUGAUGCCGUGUCACCCAAACUUGAAAUGGAACCCUCAGAGUCUGAUAUCAUGAACAACGAUAGCAACCAAAGCAUGGAAAAAGGCAGUACUUCAUUCGAAUCCCAGACACAUGAUUCAUCUGGCUCCAGUCAGGAGGAAGCUCUCAUUAUGAUUCUGAUACCUCUUUUGCUUGUGAUGAUAUUGGAUCAGACCUGGAGUGACAACCCCGGCAACCAGCAUGGCAUUGAAGACCCAGAUGAUCCAGAUACCCAGAUGACCCAGAUGAUCCUGACGACCCACAUGGACAAGGAAAUGACUCAGGGUCUUCGUCUGAAGGGAUGA
Molecule: messenger RNA, 897 nt
Organism: Thrips palmi
Lineage: Eukaryota; Metazoa; Arthropoda; Insecta; Thysanoptera; Thripidae
Exons: 7
Coding region: 1-897 (298 amino acids)
Source: RefSeq, a predicted model, not a curated record